AUGUUUAAAGCUACCCGCGCCAUGGCCAUGCGCCCGUCGGCCAUGAUGAUGAUGCGCCAGACUCCCCGCAUGACGAUGCGUCAGAGCCCCCAGCUCUUCGUGCGCCAGACACUGCAGAUGCGCAGUCCCGUUCCCAAGCAGGAGCAGGGCGCCCACACUGCCUCGCAGCGCCUGCGCCAGCUCAAGAACAUCCCCACUGAGAUUUGGCCCUUGAUUGUGGUCCUCGGCGUUGCCGUCUUGAUGGCCAUCUUCUCCCUCGGCAGGAAACUCUGGGUCGACAAGACCCUCCGCCUCAAGAGGCAGGGUAAGGAGCAGUAG
This is a messenger RNA of Boeremia exigua, 318 nucleotides long. RefSeq lists its product as uncharacterized. The record is from RefSeq and is a predicted model, not a curated record. Lineage: Eukaryota; Fungi; Ascomycota; Dothideomycetes; Pleosporales; Didymellaceae. The transcript is spliced from 5 exons. Bases 1 to 318 code for a protein of 105 amino acids.